Molecule: messenger RNA, 3005 nt
Organism: Lepus europaeus (European hare)
Lineage: Eukaryota; Metazoa; Chordata; Mammalia; Lagomorpha; Leporidae
Gene: BZW1
Product: basic leucine zipper and W2 domains 1
Exons: 12
Coding region: 119-1378 (419 amino acids)
Cellular component (GO): membrane; cytoplasm
Molecular function (GO): protein binding
Source: RefSeq, a predicted model, not a curated record
CUCGUCCCUCCUCCUCCUCCUCGCGUUAGUUCCGGUCACAGAGGAGACACCGCCGCAGUUGCCGCCACAUCGGGGAUUUCUGGCUCUUUUCUCUUCGCCUUAAAUUCGGGUGUCUUUUAUGAAUAAUCAAAAGCAGCAAAAGCCAACGCUAUCAGGCCAGCGUUUUAAAACCAGGAAAAGAGAUGAAAAAGAGAGGUUUGACCCUACUCAAUUUCAAGACUGUAUUAUUCAAGGCUUAACUGAAACUGGUACUGAUUUGGAAGCAGUAGCGAAAUUUCUUGAUGCCUCUGGAGCAAAACUUGAUUACCGCCGAUAUGCAGAAACACUCUUCGACAUUCUGGUGGCCGGUGGAAUGCUGGCCCCAGGUGGUACACUGGCAGAUGACAUGAUGCGUACAGAUGUCUGCGUGUUCGCAGCUCAAGAAGAUCUAGAGACCAUGCAAGCAUUUGCUCAGGUUUUUAACAAGUUAAUCAGGCGCUACAAAUACCUGGAGAAAGGUUUUGAAGAUGAAGUAAAAAAGCUGCUGCUUUUCUUAAAGGGUUUUUCAGAGUCGGAGAGGAACAAGCUGGCUAUGUUGACUGGUGUUCUUCUGGCUAAUGGGACACUUAAUGCAUCCAUUCUUAAUAGCCUUUACAAUGAGAAUUUGGUUAAAGAAGGGGUUUCAGCAGCUUUCGCUGUAAAGCUCUUUAAAUCAUGGAUAAAUGAAAAAGAUAUCAAUGCAGUAGCUGCAAGUCUUCGGAAAGUCAGCAUGGACAACAGACUGAUGGAACUCUUUCCUGCCAAUAAGCAAAGCGUUGAACACUUCACGAAGUAUUUUACUGAGGCAGGCUUGAAAGAACUUUCAGAAUAUGUUCGGAAUCAGCAAACCAUAGGAGCUCGUAAAGAGCUCCAGAAAGAACUUCAAGAACAGAUGUCUCGUGGUGAUCCAUUUAAGGAUAUCAUUUUGUACGUCAAGGAAGAGAUGAAAAAAAACAACAUCCCGGAACCAGUUGUCAUUGGAAUAGUCUGGUCAAGUGUAAUGAGCACUGUGGAGUGGAACAAAAAAGAGGAGCUUGUAGCGGAGCAAGCCAUCAAGCACUUGAAGCAAUACAGCCCUCUACUUGCUGCCUUCACUACUCAAGGUCAGUCUGAGCUGACUCUGCUACUGAAGAUUCAGGAGUACUGCUAUGACAACAUUCACUUCAUGAAAGCCUUCCAGAAAAUCGUGGUGCUUUUUUAUAAAGCGGAAGUCCUGAGUGAAGAGCCCAUUCUGAAGUGGUAUAAAGAUGCACAUGUUGCAAAGGGGAAAAGUGUCUUCCUUGAGCAAAUGAAAAAGUUUGUAGAAUGGCUCAAAAAUGCCGAAGAAGAAUCUGAGUCUGAAGCUGAAGAAGGUGACUGAAUUUUGAAAACCACACCCUCAGUAAAGCAAACAGGAGUUGUAGAUAAAAUGUCAUGUCUCAUGUGUCCUGGUUCUUACAUCUUCCUACCUCCCUAUAUCAAGCAUGAUAUAAGGGCUUUCAUGGCAAAUUUUAUUUUUAAUUGUUUCUAUGGUUACUAGAAAUGUUGGGUUUAGUUUCUAAAACCAUGUUUUAAGUAGCUACAGGAGCUAUAGAUUUGAAUCUAAUGUUGCAUUAGUCUUUUCAGUUAUCUUCUACCUCCUGUAUUUUCUACUGUAAUAAUGUAAUUUAAGGCCUUCCACAAUGAACAGUUCACUUUAUUCCCUGGGUUUUCUAUAUAAACAGUUUUCAAUAUGAUUUGGUUAAUAAUUUGUUAUAAAAUUCUGUUUGCAAAUUAAACUGUAAAAGUAUCCAAAGUCUCAAAAAGCAAUGAUUUGUGUGAUAAUUUGUUCUGCCCAGAGCCCUACUCAUCAAUGAAAAUUUCAUCUCUGAUAAUUGAAUUCAUUGACGUGAUUCAUGAGUAUUUGGAUUGUUGCAUGUUAACAUUUUCUUGCAGUUUUAACCCUAGAUGUCCUUAAGCUCAGUUGUUUGCUGUUGGUUUACAUCCUUAGUGAAGCCAUGAGAAGCAAACUUCUCAAGUUUGAGAGAUCUUAUGUGGCAGAGGUGGUGGGAAGAAAAAUGUUGAGCUUCUUCCGUUUGGGAAACUUCUGCAUUCAGUUUGUCUGUAUCUUUCUAGGCAAAAGAUGGAUAUUCUUUUCAUACGGGCAUUUUCAAGUGUAACUUAUAGAAGUCUUGUUGUUUAAAAUAUUCUGUGCUCAGAAUACACUUAGAUAGAAAAAGACUUGUAAAAUCUACGAGUAAAGGAAAUGAUUGAUGUACUAAACCUGGUGAAAAUGUUAGAGCUCAGCAUGUUUGAAUUGAUCUGAUCUAAAUGUAAUUUACAUUCCCUAUUGGCUUAAAGUAUUUGUAAAGAGUUAGUGCAGUGACAAUUCUGUAUUCCCACUUAGUCAUACUGGACUGGCUUCAUUUUCUUAACACACUUGUAAUUGCUCUAGCAUCUGGCUAGUAACAUAACUCAGAUGCUGUUUUUUAAUUGCCAUGAGCCAAAUAUUCUAUACAGUUGAUCUGUUUAUUUUAAUGGCUGCCUUUUAAUUAUCUUUCUUUUCUUGCUGCUACCCAUUUAUGUAUGUACUCAUUAGGACUCAUGGUGGGGGGGUUGUAGUUACCCUUUUUUUUUUUUCCAGUGGAAAGACUGUGUUAAAAGUGAACAUUUUGAAGAUUUUUCAAUUGGUGAAAGAUACUAACGUGGUUUAAGGCCACCAGAAACUGAGUGGAGAUUACCCCUUUGGAAGGUGCCAUUCUUAUGAGCCAAGCAUUUGGUGUUUAAAAAUUCAUCUUGAAGGAAGAACAUGUAAUAUACUUUGAAAUAAAAGUUUAGUGACCUUAAGAGCAUUAUAACUGAUAACAUUGUGAAUGGGGUGAAGUUGUUAAAUGAAUAACUUUCAUAGUUUUCAUGCACAGGCAAAAUGUAUUCACUAGAUUUCUACAUAGUAAUCUGCUUUUACUUUGUAAUUUGUAGUCCUCAAAAGACUUAUUUUUUUUUUUUAAUAAAGUCCAUCCUUACACUUA